GUGAAAGCAUGAAGUCGCACACUUCAGAGUUGUUUUGGACGCGUCAUAAAUACUAACUGCAUGGCGCCUCAGUGUUAACGUUCUGAAUUUCCACCGAUGAGUCGCCAUCUUUUGUACGUUUCGAAGUUCUAUCAGUUUGUGUGGUCAGUAAGUUUACCGACUUUCAAACAACAUUUUAGAUUUUCCUACAAGAACCUGAAGAAUACUGCAAACAAAUAGAUACAAUCUGAUCUACUUAAAGCUUGACGGACGAAAAUCUAUGCAGAGUCCAGAUUGGAGCGGAAAUACAUUUGUGGUCCCCGUCGUCAAAAGCUAAAAUGAUCACCAGACGAAGAGGUCAUUCAGACAACACCGAUGUGGAGGUGCAGAUCUCAAAUUGUCCUUUUGAAAUUGAAGUCCCUGACUUUGUUGAAACUAUACAUUUUAAAACGAGUCCCUAUGAAGACAUGAGCUCAGAGAAUGGGGAUAGUACAGUUGGAUUAGAGCUUGAUGGUUUAUUUGGAAUCGACAAGUUAAACUGGACAUUUGAGAAGGACGCAGUCUCCCCUCUUUUCGACAUUGGAUUGACCGAAUUAGGUGUGGGUGACACAACAGAUCAAGAUUUUGGAAUCAACGCGUCCAGGACGCCAUCGCCAGAAGGAAUGUCUGCUGGUCAGAAAAGGAAGUGGAGAGAGAACCCGUCUGGGCGCAUGAUCAACAAGAACGCCAUCGCUGCAAGAAUGAAUCGUCUGAAAAAGAAGGAAUACGUCAAUGGGCUGGAGAAUAAAGUCGGGUCUCUGUCGUCAGAAAACCACAUACUUAAACAGGAGAACGUCCAAUUGAAUAAGAGGGUGGAAGAGUUGGAAGAUGAGUCGAGGUACCUGAGAGCUGUGUUGGCCAACGAGAGUAUGUUAGCCCAGCUGUUGUCAAGGCUGAGCGGUGUGAACGGCAUGAAAUUAUCUUCCUCACUUUUCCAGGAGUCCAACAAGAACGAAGACCAUGAUUAUGCCUUGCCUAGGAAACUUGUGAAGAUGGAGACUUCUGGUGGCAUCUGUCUGCACGUGGACAAGAACCACGUCUCAGUGGAGUUCUGCAUGAAGUGUGCAGAGAGUGCAAGCUCAUCACUCAAAAUGUAGGGUCAAGUACUUUUAUCUGUUUUCAGAUGUUGAGACUGAACCUGCUUUAACUUCAGAGUAAAAAAAAAUAUCAGGGGAAUUUAUGAACACUUAAAACUGUUUUGAGAUCAUUACUUAAGAAAUGUUGAAUGAGCAUUUGUGAAAUCUUAUGAAACCAAUGAUAUAAGAACUCGUUACUCGUUAAACCUUGUUGCCAGUUUUCUUCUAGGUGAUGAUUGUUCAACCAUGCUGGAUGAAUGGGUUACAGAACAUCCCUGUCUGCUUGGCUCCAUGGUAAGGAUCUCUUAACAAGAAAAGCUGAUUUGAUACCUUCUCGGAUGUUUAUCAAGGUUAUUUCAAGUUUUAAAAUAACUUUAGGUAUAGUAUACACUGGAACAUAUGUUUCUCUGUUAGUUUGAGUUGAGUAAUUACUUCAAUUUGUUCAAUUUAUAUUCAACUUUUCUUUUAUUAAGCUCUGUGCAUUAAGAAUUUAACCUGUAAAUAUACAAAUUUAACUGAUUUCACGCCCAAAUAUAAAGAAAUGGGGCCUUUUUGAAUUUAGCAGUCAAGUUUUAUUGGAAUUGAAGAAAAAAUAAAUGGAGUACGGUGAUGUUUCACAAAGAGUUUAAUCGUAGAAUAUUAUUAGUUCAUAUUGGCUCUAACCAGAAUGGGGAAGAAACAACACAUAUAGUUGGUUACCACGGUUUGGUUAGAAAUGGUCUCUUUGUGAAACAUUACUAUUCUGCUGAAGGAUGUUUUUAUUUAGCGGCCCUAUUUUUCUUUAUUGCUAAAGUGGAUUCUGCUGUCGGGGAAGCUGAAGAGGCGGAACCCGCUGCUGCCAACUUGGCCUGUUAUUUUUUUUUGAAGGUAGUAUAACAAAUAGUGUAAGUGACUACAUUUUACCAGUAUCCCACCACACCUUUGAAAAAAUGAGUGAAUUAAGAAUUUUGUGGAUGACAAGUGUUCCACUACCUAUUGCAUUGACAAUAUCAGAGGUCGUAUAAUAGUUUCUUCACAAGUUUAACUUGACUUGUGUUGACACUUUUGAAUGUAACCCAGUUGUAAAAGUAUAUUUUGUUAUUGAUGUGGUGAUCCUGAUAGUUUAUACAACAUUGGUGAAGUCCAUUUCUGAGUCAGUAUGUCUUGAAGAAUUAUGUAUAAUACAAGAUUUUGUGCCAAAAUCUCUAAACGAGAGAACAAUGUUUCAGGAAGAUUGAUAUUGAUAAAGUAAUUGACAAUAAAUCUUAUUUUGAUUAUACAUG
This is a messenger RNA of Salvelinus namaycush (lake trout), 2356 nucleotides long. It is a transcript of the gene crebzf, whose product is annotated as CREB/ATF bZIP transcription factor. The record is from RefSeq and is a predicted model, not a curated record. Lineage: Eukaryota; Metazoa; Chordata; Actinopteri; Salmoniformes; Salmonidae. The transcript is spliced from 2 exons. The coding region runs from base 318 to 1115 and encodes 265 amino acids. Gene Ontology annotation, cellular component: nucleus. Gene Ontology annotation, molecular function: RNA polymerase II transcription regulatory region sequence-specific DNA binding; DNA-binding transcription factor activity, RNA polymerase II-specific.